Molecule: messenger RNA, 864 nt
Organism: Cajanus cajan (pigeon pea)
Lineage: Eukaryota; Viridiplantae; Streptophyta; Magnoliopsida; Fabales; Fabaceae
Source: RefSeq, a predicted model, not a curated record
AUGUUGACUGCUGAUGCUCACUUUUGGUGGGAAGGAGCACUUUGGAGGAUGAUUGAUGAAGGAGUACACUUGAAUUGGGACAAAUUCAAGAAGGUUUUUCUUGAGAAGUAUUUCCCGGAUGAUGUGAGGAGUAGGAAAGAAAUGGAAUUCCUUGAACUGAAUCAAGGGAAUGACACAGUGGCAGAGUAUGCUACCAAAUUUGAUGCUUUGGUUCGUUAUUGUACACACUACCAUGGUGAGGAUGGUGAAAGAGCUAAAUGCAUAAAAUUUGUAAAUGGUCUGCGUCCUGAAGUGAAAACUGCAAUUAACUAUCAGGAGAUAUAUCACUUUCCCACUCUGGUUAAUAAGUGUAGCAUUUAUGAUCGUGACAACCGUGCUCGUGCUGCUUUUUAUAAAGGAGUUGGAGGUCCUAUCCGUGCUGUGAGUUCUAGUACUUCGGGUAGGAGUAAGCCUUACUUCGCUUCUAAUAGAUUUCAAGGGAGUAAAGCUGCUGCUAAUAAAAGUAAGUUGAGAGGAUCAACUGUUAGUGCUACUGGAAGUGUUGAAGGGUCUGUGUUCACUCCUUCAAGAAGAUGUGGGAAGUGUGGACGUGUUGGUCAUAAUCAGUCUAAGUGUCUUGACAAGGAUAUUACCUGCUUCAAUUAUAGUGGCAAGGGUCACAUCAGCACCCAAUGUCCUGAACCACGAAGAACACGUGUUAUUGGAUCAGGUUCGCAAAUUGAGCUUCCAAAGACCGUAGGGAGAGUAUUUGCUCUUAGUGGUGCUGAAGCUGCUCGGUCGGAAAAUUUGAUACAAGGUACUUUAUUCAUAGCUGAGACUCCUUUUGUUGUACUAUUUGAUUCUGGAUUCAGGACCCAAAAUUAA